This is a messenger RNA of Aspergillus mulundensis, 651 nucleotides long. RefSeq lists its product as uncharacterized. NCBI's taxonomy places the organism in Eukaryota, Fungi, Ascomycota, Eurotiomycetes, Eurotiales, Aspergillaceae. The transcript has a single exon. The record is from RefSeq and is a predicted model, not a curated record. The coding region runs from base 1 to 651 and encodes 216 amino acids.
AUGCGCUCCUUCGCCCCCCUCAAGCUCGCCCUGGGCCUCUCCCUCUCCCUAUCAACCCUCGCCCUCGCAGACGACGCCACAACCACAACAAUGCCCUACUACCAACCCGACUGGGAAGAAGCCUGGUCGGCCAUGCCCUCGUACACCAACGUCGAGGGCUCCAUCGUCUCAAUCCACUCGCCCGACAUAACGUACGCGAUGUCCUGCACGUCCGGCGCAGAGAGCAGCACCUGCUCGAUCAAGAAGCCGUGGACCAUGAUCGCCGGCCCGGAAACCUUCAAGCAGACAGGCACAUACACCGCGUUCGACUGGACGCCUGCAGUGACCGUCACGUACGACUGGGACUGCAAGAUGACGUCCUACUCCGAGAGUCCGAGCUGCAGCUUUAGUCUGAGCUAUACCGGGAGUGAGAGCGGGAUGGAGACCAGCAGCAGUAUUGAGACCAGCACCAGCUGGGAUUAUACGACGGGGAGUCCGUAUGGGUUGCCGGUUACGGCGGGUCUGGAUAAGUUGUCCGACGCGGUGGCGAGCGCGGAGGCGGAGGCGACGCCUACGGCCAGUGAUGGGGGUGCGAUGGGCAUUCGGCCUGUUGAGGCGUUUAUCACUGCAGCGCCGGUUGUGCUUGCUGCCGGGGUUGGGGCUCUAUUUUAA